AUGCCCGUUAAGAUUUCAAUUUUCCAGUCUCUUGCAUUUCUUUUUAACCGGUUUAUCCUCAGGCGAUACCGGAAUCCUAAACCAAAAUACCAAAAAUGCCCUUCUUCUCUCCUCCAAUCCGACCUAUCACGCGACACAUUGAUCUUCAACGUAGAAGGAGCUCUUCUCAAGUCCGACUCUCUCUUCCCUUACUUCAUGCUAGUAGCGUUCGAGGCCGGAGGGGUAAUAAGGUCAUUUCUACUCUUCAUUCUCUAUCCAUUGAUAAGUUUGAUCAUGAGCCGCGAGAUGGGUGUUAAAGUGAUGGUGAUGGUGAGCUUCUUUGGGGUCAAGAAAGAUGGUUUUAGAGCGGGAAGAGGAGUUUUGCCUAAGUACUUUCUAGAAGAUGUCGGGCUCGAUAUGUUCAAAGUGUUGAGGAAAGGAGGGAAGAGGAUUGGUGUGAGUGACCAUCUUCCUCAAGUUAUGAUCGAAGGAUUCUUGAGAGAUUACUUGGAGAUUGAAGUUGUGGUCGGGAGAGAAAUGAAGGUCGUUGGUGGUUAUUACUUAGGAAUCAUGGAGGAUAAGACCAAACACGAUCUUGUCUUUGAUGAGAUGGUUCGUAAAGAGAGACUAAACACUGGUCGUGUUAUUGGCAUCACUUCCUUCAACACAUCUCUUCACCGAUAUCUAUACUCUCAGUUUUGCCAGGAGAUUUAUUUCGUGAAGAAAUCCGACAAGAGAAGCUGGCAAACCCUACCACAAAACCAAUACUCUAAACCAUUGAUUUUCCACGAUAGCCGUCUCGCAAUCAAACCAACACUAAUGAACACUCUGGUCUUGUUCAUGUGGGGUCCAUUCGCAGUUGUAGCCGCAGCAGCCAGACUCUUUGUCUCUCUUUGCAUCCCUUACUCCUUCUCAAUCCCGAUCCUCAGUUUCUCCGGUUGUAAACUAACCGUCAAUAUCGACGACGUUUCAUCUCAAAAGUUAUACUCAAGCACACGCAAAGGUUGUCUCUUUGCAUGUAACCACAGAACUUUAUUGGACCCUCUCUAUGUUGGAUUCGCUCUGAAAAAGAAAAACAUCUCAACUGUAACGUACAGUUUGAGUAGAGUAUCAGAGAUCUUGGCCCCGAUCAAGACCGUUAGACUGACCCGUGAUAGGGUCAGCGAUGGUCAAGCCAUGGAAAAAUUGUUGACGGAAGGAGAUCUCGUGGUUUGUCCUGAAGGAACCACUUGUAGAGAACCUCACUUGCUUAGAUUUAGUCCUUUGUUCGCAGAGGUUAGUGACGUCAUCAUUCCCGUGGCUGUGACGACACACGUGACCUUCUUCCACGGUACUACGGCAAGUGGCCUCAAAGCAUUUGACCCGCUUUUCUUCCUCAUGGAUCCUAAUCCUACCUACACCGUCCAAUUUCUCGACUCUGUCUCCGGUGUCACGUGUCAAGAUCCUGACGGGAAGUUGAAGUUUGAAGUGGCUAAUCUUGUUCAGGGCAAGAUUGGCAAGGCGUUGGAUUUCGAGUGCACCAACCUCACUAGAAAAGACAAGUAUUUGAUCUUGGCUGGUAAUAAUGGCGUCGUUAAGAAAAACUAAAUUUCUUUUUAGGAUUAUUGAGUGAUAAUUAAUUAUAUAUAUUUCGUUUUUGUGUGUAAGUACUAAAUAGCCAAUGCUUCAUUCAUUUUUCUUUAGUUAUUAAUAAUAUGUACUUACAUGUUACUAUAUUUUUAUUUGUAAUGUACAAUAUAUCUUUAUGGUUUAUAUAAUCCAAAAUCUUAUUUAGAUAAU
This is a messenger RNA of Eutrema salsugineum, 1758 nucleotides long. RefSeq names its product probable glycerol-3-phosphate acyltransferase 3. The transcript is spliced from 2 exons. Lineage: Eukaryota; Viridiplantae; Streptophyta; Magnoliopsida; Brassicales; Brassicaceae. The record is from RefSeq and is a predicted model, not a curated record. Gene Ontology annotation, molecular function: phosphatase activity; glycerol-3-phosphate 2-O-acyltransferase activity. The coding region runs from base 1 to 1566 and encodes 521 amino acids. Gene Ontology annotation, biological process: cutin biosynthetic process. Gene Ontology annotation, cellular component: membrane.